Hordeum vulgare subsp. vulgare (domesticated barley) is the source of this 2299-nucleotide messenger RNA. RefSeq lists its product as uncharacterized. The coding region runs from base 222 to 2249 and encodes 675 amino acids. The transcript is spliced from 2 exons. Lineage: Eukaryota; Viridiplantae; Streptophyta; Magnoliopsida; Poales; Poaceae. The record is from RefSeq and is a predicted model, not a curated record.
CUGAAACUUGUGGUAGACUUUGGAUGUCGAUCCACACUGGUUAGCUAGUGUGGAGUGACAUCCGCUGGCCACUGCACCUAUGUGCUUUUCUCCGUUAGUUUCCUUCGCCCCUCCCUCGUCUCAAGAUCGGCUGGGUUUCUGAAUUCGGAGCUGCAACCUAACUCGCACACAGCCGGCAGUGCAGUGGAGACCAGAGUGUCAAGAGGAGAAGAUCAAUUAGUAUGGCUGCAGGGCCGCUGGUGCUAUGGAACCACCGGUCGAUGCAGAUCCUGGUCCUCCUCAGCCUUGGGCUCCAGCUCGUCCUCUUCGUCUUUGCCGGGAUCCGCCGGCGUCAGACGCUCCCCGUGCGGAGGUUCCUCCUGUGGCUAGCGUACCUCAUAGCCGACUCCACCGCCGUGUACGCCGUCGGCCACCUGUCAUUUGGCAGCGCCGUGCGUGAGAACCAGCUCGUCGCGUUCUGGGCGCCGUUCCUGCUGCUCCACCUCGGCGGCCCGGACAACAUCACCGCCUAUGCGCUCCAGGACAACCAGCUCUGGCUCCGACACCUCACCAUCCUCAUCGUGCAGGUCCUCGGAGCGGGCUACGUCCUCAAGAAGCACAUCACCGUCGCCCGCGGCCAGGACGGGAAGCUGCUCCUGAUCGCCUCCAUUUUGAUGUUCGCCCUCGGCUUGGUCAAGUACGGGGAGAGGACGUGGGCGCUCAAGUGCAGCACCCUGGAGAGCAUCGGCGCCUCCGUCAAGACCCAGCCGCCCGCCAUCCACAACCAUAACCAUCCUCAGGACAUAGCCACGGAGGGGGAGUUCCACCUGCGACGAGCCCACUCGCUGUUCCACAUCUGCAAGCGCGCCAUCGGCGACUCCUCAGUGGUCGAGGAGGAUUCCGUGGAGAUCACCGUGCAUUUCGGUACAGCAGUACAGGGCGUGGAGCUGUGGACGCUGAUGGAGAUCGAGCUUUCCCUCAUGUACGACGUCCUCUACACCAAGGCAGCCGUCAUCCACACCUUCUUCGGCUACCUGGUCCGCUUCGUCGGGCCUCUUAGCGCCAUCACCUCGAUGCUGCUGUUCCAGUUCACCUCCAAGGACGGCUACGACAGAGCCGACGUCGCCAUCACCUACGUCCUGCUGGGCGGCGCCGUGUUCAUGGAGACGGCGUCGCUCCUGAACGCGUUGGCGUCAUCCUGGACCUUUGCGUUCCUGAGCACUACCAGGUGGAGCUGGCUUCGGUACACCACCCUGUGCAACGAGAGAUGGGACAGGCUCCGGCGCGCCGUCGUGUGGCUUCGUAAUCUUGUCAAGGGACGAGUUGGCGGUGACAGUAGGUACAAGUCAAGAAGGUGGUCAUACACCAUCGGGCAGUACAACUUGCUGCAUUUCUGCACGCGCCCCGCCGACAUGCCGCUCGGUAGGCUGGCCAAGGCAAUGGGACUCGACGAGUGGUGGAACCGGAAGCACUACUCGGGGACCGUCGAGAUGUCUGGUGAGAUCAAGUUCCGUAUCGCUCUCUACAUGAAGCGGUUGUACAGCAAGGGGAGGUUCAGCACGGGCAUGCUAAGGAAGAAGUGGGGCGAGGAUCCGCUGGAGAGCCGUGGGCUUUACCACAAAGGCAUCCUCAAGGACUCCCUCGGCUUCGAGUUCCAGGAGGGCAUCAUCAUCUGGCACAUCGCCACCGAGAUCUUCCUUGCCAAAAGCAAGAGAGCCAAGGCAGUGGAUGCUGCGCCUGAGGUGCAUUUUAUUAGGAUGAUGUCCGACUAUAUGAUGUUCCUAUUAGUGGAUCGUCCCUACAUGCUGCCAGGACAGCCCCAAAAGAAGUUGUACCGGCGGACCUGCGAGAGGCUGGUCACCAUGCGAUCGGCUGAUCCUAGGUACCCGAGUCGUGCACGCAUCACGGAUCUGUUCUGUGUGUAUGAUGGCCCAAACUCUAGCACUUCCAGGGUCGCGGAGAGAGUGGAGCUUGCAAACAACUUGUACGAUGAGUACCAAGAUCGAGAGUAUGGCGAAGUUGCUCCUCGCCUCAUUCACAUGGCUCAACUUGCCAAAGAGCUACUGGAGAAGGAGAGGGAUGGCACGACCGACUCUUUGAAGCUUGUCCUGGAAGUGUGGAUGGACAUUCUUAUUUACGCGAGCCACAAGUGCAGCAGGGAGUCCCACGCCCAGAAGCUCAAUAGUGGUGGCGAGUUGACAACCAUCGUGUGGCUUAUGGCAGAACACAUAUACCUAGCGUCGGCCCCAGAAAGAGAUGAUGUAAUAUAAUGUUUCUGAUAACAAUUGCAUCCUACUUCAUGUAUUUAUUUAUUUUUUGA